CGUUAAAUGUGUUCGCGAGUGCGGAUUUCUUACUGUUGACUGUCUGAUGAAGCGAUAAUCUUCACAGGAGCGAGAGAACGUCGCGAGAGAGACCAAAUCGUCGUGGGGGGCUAUGAAGUCCCCUGUGCGACUGGUCGAGAAGGCCCAUUCGCUCUUAUUUCGCGUUUCUCGACAGUUACAGAUGACUGAAUCUGUGAGCAGAAGGAAUAGUUCGCGAUGUUGCGGCCUGAUCCAUGUUCGAACGCUAGCUCUACUGAUUGCAGUUUUAGAAUCAGCAUUCCUCAUCUAUCAGGGUAUCGCCGCUGUAUCCCACAUCGUCUCCACACCAUCUUCGCCUCAUCACCAUCAUCUUUUGGCUACCGUCUACGCUUUGGCUGUGCUGAUAGCUUGGGUAGCCGUGGGUCUCCUUUUAUUGGGUGUCCUCUGUCAAAUUCCUGCUCUGCUUGUGCCUCAUAUGUUGAUGCAGGUGCUGUUGGUGCUUACCCUGCUGGGAAUGGCAUCGUUUGCAGUUUAUGCCUUGUUUGUUGGUACCUCUCUACAAGUCAGGAUAACAGUGGUUGGUGAGGAAAACGGAGUCGGCGAACCCACUGAUUCUCGGGAUGCUUCUGCGAUGAAAGCAUCUUUUGUGUCGGGCUUUCUAACGGGCCUUUUGGGUCUUUUUAUUGCUGUGUACUUUCUUGCAGCUCUCGUAAACAUAUGGUGUUUCAACGUCGUGCUGGACUGUUAUCGAUGGCUGGGGUUCCAAUUGGAAGAAAAGCAUCGUGCACUCAGUCGCAAGGAUAUAAUACCGAUUACGGGUCUUGAUACCAAGCCAGUUACUGUAAUUCAUUCCACUGAUUUUUGAACAAUUGUUGCCAUAGCAUUCAUCUCAUGUCUUAGGAUGUCACAAAACGUUCCGGUAUUUUUCAGUGCCUAACAUUAAUCGCACAAAGCCAGUAUUUUUUCGUGAUAUUCUCAUGUUAUUUGCGGGUAAUUGGAGUGUUUCUGAUUUUGUACCCUGGCUGUACUUGUGUAGUCGCUAGAUCAAUUUGGUUCAAUCAUCAGGCUGACUGUUAUUCGUUUAUCAUUCAAUAUCCAGUGUUUCUUCUUCUCAAGAUCAAAAGAUCCGAAAGAGUCGAGUUUAUAGCACAUUUGUAAGAUAACUGUUCAGUACUUCGUAAUAUUCUCGUAUUCUGUGCAGUGCGC
Molecule: messenger RNA, 1185 nt
Organism: Cylicocyclus nassatus
Lineage: Eukaryota; Metazoa; Nematoda; Chromadorea; Rhabditida; Strongylidae
Source: the annotation of a GenBank genome assembly